Camellia sinensis is the source of this 1370-nucleotide messenger RNA. Its product is annotated as DNA-directed RNA polymerases II, IV and V subunit 9A. The record is from RefSeq and is a predicted model, not a curated record. Gene Ontology annotation, molecular function: nucleic acid binding; zinc ion binding; DNA-directed RNA polymerase activity. NCBI's taxonomy places the organism in Eukaryota, Viridiplantae, Streptophyta, Magnoliopsida, Ericales, Theaceae. Gene Ontology annotation, cellular component: RNA polymerase II, core complex. Gene Ontology annotation, biological process: maintenance of transcriptional fidelity during transcription elongation by RNA polymerase II; transcription initiation at RNA polymerase II promoter; transcription-coupled nucleotide-excision repair.
AAAACCCAAAAAAAAAAAAAAAAAUUAAAAAUUAAAAAAUCUUGACCGGGUUGGAGUACGUCAUUCUAGGCCUCACCGCCUCCGUGAGUCUGAGGUUUAUAUCGGGGGGGUGCUGGUGCUCUCUCAUCGCCGCCUUCUACAUCUGGAUCUGAGUUGGAUACUGACUUCAACUUUGAGACGGGUUUUCUAGGCAUAUAGGCGUGGCAGCAUCUGCAUAUCGUGAUCUAGUUGUCGACUAACAAGAUGUCAUCAAGCAAGAAGGAAGAGAAAAGUGGUCAGGAUGCAGCGGAAAGGAUUAAGGCUGCUGCUUUGACAGCAGCAAAGGGGCUUAGCCGUGCUCAGGCUGAGCGAGCAGCUGCAGCUGCGGCCAGAAAUGUAAAUGCAUAUGGGCAGAAGGAAGAAGGGCCCAGUAGAUGGCAGGAGAGAAAAGAAGCAAAGAGACAGAUGUAUUUGAUGAGUACUGAGAAACAAGUGAGAUUAGGUGAAAGGAAAGACCUCAAGCCAUCGAUGUCUACCACGACUGGCUCAGCUUCACAAUGUCAGAAAUGUUUCCAAGCUGGGCAUUGGACUUACGAAUGCAAGAACGAACGCGUUUACAUCUCACGACCAUCUCGUACCCAGCAACUUAAAAAUCCAAAGUUGAGGAUGAAGUUGUCGAUUUCUUAUGAUGUGGAUAACCCAGAUGUUCCGACGGAGCCAAAGAAAGAGAAGAGGACAAAGAAAAGCAAAAGGAAGCAUAGGUUGGACACUGAGUCUGGCAAUGACAGUGAAGCUUCUGUUUUUGAGUCUGAUAGUGGGUCUGUUACUGGAUCUGAUAAUUCUUCGGCAGAGAGUGAUUCGAGCUACAGCUCAUCUACUGAUUCAGAGGAAGAGAGGAGGAGGAAGAAGAAGAAGCAGCAGCAGCAGCAGAGAAAGAGGAGGCACCGGAGGCAUAGCUCUACUUCUGAGUCUUCUGAUUCGGAAUUGGAGUCAGAAUCUGAUUCUGACGACAGGAGCAGCCGGAGGAAGAGCAGGAGGCACAGCCGAAAACGCUAGGCAACGUGGUUUUGAAUAUCAGCCAGUGUGAAAGAUUUUGAACUAUUGAUAUCAUGAAUAUUGGCAAAUACUGUUGGAUAUGUUAGACAUGUUGGGAACAGGCCCUCCAUUCAGUAGGUGUUUUGCUUUUAGCAUUACUACUUAGUAAUUGUGUGAGGCAUGUAAUAAUUUCAGAAUUGUAGUUGCUUUUCUCUAUCAAACUUAUAUUGGGGUGAAUUUCUAACUUCAUUUUUACAGUUUGGUCAUGCAAUAGGAUUAUAUGAAGCAGGGUUUCUUCUUGUGGUUUUGUAGCACCGCAUGAUGAGGUAUAAACAUGACUUGUGCUGUUACUGAAA